This is a messenger RNA of Patella vulgata (common limpet), 4244 nucleotides long. RefSeq lists its product as uncharacterized. The record is from RefSeq and is a predicted model, not a curated record. The transcript is spliced from 4 exons. Bases 585 to 1703 code for a protein of 372 amino acids. NCBI's taxonomy places the organism in Eukaryota, Metazoa, Mollusca, Gastropoda, Patellidae.
CUUACUGAUAGUACACAACAUUCAGUAGAAGUAGUGACAGUACGGUCAUUGUAUAUUAGGCUAGGUCUACUCCCAGGUGUAGUCCAUUGUGAAUAACUAAACAAUUAAUCGAUCAGUGAUUUGUUAAUACAGUCAUCGAACUUAUUAGUCGUGUCUCAAGCAGGUUUAAACAAGGAUAUAAAGAAGCGCGGGGUGUUUUAUUGGAAUGGCGUAUAUACCUUGGCUUUGUGUGUAAUUUGAUAUAUAGAUAGGAUAAAGACAACGCUGUCAAAAUAUGAACUGUCUAAAAUAUCAGCUGACCAAUUGUAGUAGGAGGUCGCGUCAGAGGUCAUACGAGCGUCUUUUGACCUAUGACGUCAGACAUUGAUUAAUCAACCAUCGUUGACGUUUCUAGUGGUUUACCCACAGUUCCGUGUACAGUACGCAAAGAACUCGCCGUAACAGACCGCCUGAUUGGCUAAUACCACAAAUCAAGCAGAACGCCGGGCGUCAGAAUAUGGAUUAUAAUUGGAAUUUUUGUUUUGAGUACCGUAGUGUUCGUACGCUUUGACAAAGUUCUGUUUUCAACCGUAUACACUCUUCCUAUGGGAGCAGAAUUUUAUAACACAACACGCUUAUUAUCGACGUCAGGGAAAACGUCAUCUUCAAACGUCAGUGUGUCUACCGCGAAAGCGCAGACGCCUGGUGCUAAACCAACUAGUAUAUCCACUACGUUAAAAUUUGUGAACACGACAGUAAAAAACGAAACGAAAGGCCCAGAUAAGUACGUAUUUUAUGUGUGUGAUGGUGGAAAUUUGUGUGGCGGUUUUGGGGACCGACAGAAGGGGAUAGUAGCUGCUUAUCUUAUAUCGCUAAUGAUGGAAAGAAAAUUUGGUGUUUGGUUUACAAAACCGUGUAACCUAAACACCAUGUUCGACCCCAAUAUAGUCCAGUGGAACAUUAAUCCGGAUACACUGAAAACUAGAUCCUCUAAAAAGAUAGUCGCCAUUGAUGGUUACUCUGCCCAGUUACGCGAGAAGUUGAAGAGCAUGGAUUUAAACAAGGAGUACAAAGAAGACGUUUUAUAUUUUUCUUUAAAUCUGGAAUUUGUGCGUUUUAUAAAAGAAAAUAAAUUAUACAAAAAACAAUUGGGAUGGAUGGACCAACUUUCUGUGUCUGAAGUGUAUAAGAUAGUCUGGGAACGCUUAUUUAAACUUAAACCAGAUCUCCAGAAACGAAUAGAACCUUUUCAGCAGCUCAAAACGAAAGGUUUAAAAGUUGUUGGGGCUCAGAUCCGAAUGGGGAGGAACCCCUCGGUCCCGACUGACUCGGAAAUAAGGAAUAAUAUAAACAAUAUUCAAAUUUUGUGGAAUUUUUAUAAGAAAUACAACGAUUCUUCGAAAUACAGGAUUUUUAUUACAACCGAUAGUGAAAAUGUGAGGCUAAAAGCUAAAGAGUUGUUUCCCGCUGUAUUCAUGGAUAUUGCCGGAAAAAUUGUUCAUGUUGAACGAAGUAGCGGUUCAGACGUUUGUGAAGGAUUUAAGAAAGUUAUUUUAGAUCAAGUCGUGUUAAGUUUAUGCGAUGUUUUAGUCGUUAGUAAAAGUGGUUUUGGUAGAAUUGGAGCGUUUUUUAGACAUGAUGAAAAUAGUUUGUAUUGUUUAAAACUGGACAAGCUAGUCCGUUGUACGACUCAGUCGCCUUAUUUUUCCGAAACGUCUUGGUAAUCCGUCAAUAAAAAUUGUGAUAAGAAUCAGGAAUGGGGUGUGCGAACUGUUCUGUUGCACAGGACCCGCAACUAAGGGGAGCCCGAUAAUUUUAAGAAUUCACCAUGACGACAAAACUAAUUUCUCUUUCCGAAACAGAGCAUGCCUUAGAGUUAUUUUCCAGGGAAAGACCAACACAUAGAAUUAGUUUUGAUUUAGCAUGGGAUUAACUUAAAAAGGAAAAGAGCUUCAGACAUUGAAAGCUUUGUAUGAUAAAACACUCUUCACAUGUGUCUUCAUGGGCGCCGCCAUUUGUAAUCCGGUAACUUGAAAGUAUAGUUUCAAUGGCGGACUUCGUCAUACCGCCGAGGCUAGAUGUAGGGUACUGGAGUCUGCCGAGGUUUGCCGAGUGUACAAUAUUGUGACGCAGAAAGUUUAAUUUUCAAAAGGAAUAUCAGUAGGACUACAAAAAUGAUUCAGUUCCGUUCAGCAUAUCUCCAUAAUCAGACCAUGUUGUUUGUCCAGUGGUAGUCCAAAUCUUUUGGCUGGUAGAUAACUAUUGGUUGUGAGCAUUUAGCCUGAACCUUCUAGCUGGUAUAGGCCCUAUAACUACUGACCGUUAGCAUUGUGUCUGAACCUUCUGGCUGGUAUAGGCCCUAUAACUACUGACCGUUAGCAUUGUGUCUGAACCUUCUGGCUGGUAUAGGCCCUAUAACUAUUGGCCGUGAGCAUUUAGCCUGAACCUUCUGGCUGGUAUAGGCCCUAUAACUAUUGGCCGUGAGCAUUUAGUCCGAACCUUCUGGCUGGUAUAGGCCCUAUAACUAUUGGCCGUGAGCAUUUAGCCUGAACCUUCUGGCUGGUAUAGGCCCUAUAACUGCUGACCGUUAGCAUUGUGUCUGAAUCGUCUGGCUGGUAUAGGCCCUUACUAUUGGCCGUGAGCAUUUAGUCCGAACCUUCUGGCUGGUAUAGGCUCUAACUAUUGAACGUGAGCAUUUAGUUCGAACCGUCAGGCUGGUAUAGUCCCUAACUAUUGCUAGAGCAUUUGAACUGUUAUCUGUUAAAUGUUCCCAGUAAAGAUAUAUCCUACACGUGGACCAUUCCAUAUAUGAUGUAGACUAGAUUGUAUUUAUUUCAAGGGGAUCCAGAAAGGAGCCAAGCGUUUUUUGUUGUUUUUUAACAUUACAUUCCAUUAGAACAUUAUCUAGUACACUAACGAUAAAUGAGAUGUUAUAUUCACGAUAAGCCAUACACUAUCAGGGGCUGAUUGGGUAGCUCUUCGACCCACGACCCAACUAGUUUCCUUGGGCCCCAAUGGUGGUGGAAGAAUAUGUGACCUAUAUCGAGGAAACGAAACUGGCUUGAUUCACCUUUUACGCACCCACUCUCCUCUGAUUAAGGCCAUUAUAUUUUUCAAUAGAAAAAAUUGUCUUUCCAAUCGGUGCCGUCGUAUGGUCGUUAGUAUAAUAAUUGCAUGUAUGAACAAGGAGUCAUAUGUUCGCCAUUUUGUUACCCAAGUUGAAACAGGCAUUAUGUAAGAGCUAAAUCUGCCUAUUGUAGAUCUUUCUUUGGGCCGUAAAUGAUAUAUAAAUUAUUAAUUAGACAUUUAUUAACAUCACAAGACCAUAAUCAACUCUCGAUGCCAUUGGAUUGCUCCGAUUUUAAGUAGAUUAGAACGGUUUAACCAUUGAUUUAAUUGAAACAAUGGAGAAGCGAGGUUGAGACUGAAAUGGCCAGUCCCGUGGUUGCGAUCAAGGCACACAUCUUGUCAAAAUAAAGUAAUUUGAAUGAAAUUUUCAAUAUAUUCAUUUUGAAUUAUCUAUUUUUGAACUAUUAUAGUGAGGAGGACUAGUUGAUAUUAGAUUUGUAUAUAUUUUUGGGUUUAAGUUGUUGUUGAAAAUAUAUGAAAUAACAUUGUUAUAUUAUGGUAUUUUUAUUGUUUUUCGGUUUUAGAUAAUAUAAGUUAAACCACACUAAAAUGAAUUUCUGUCCUUCGGGGAAAAAGACUUAGGACCUAUUUAAAAACCAAAAGUACUUGAUUGUGCUGUUCAAACGCUUUUCAUUCGUUCCAAAUUUGUAAGUUUAUAAAUUUUAAACAAAACAUCUUUCAAGUGGCUAUUUCGGUUGUAUGUGACAAGGAGAAGGGUCGCCUGUCCAAUCUCUUGGGUUUUCUCUGGGUCCUCCGAUUUCCUCCCACUGCUAAAGACGCCUACGCGCAAGCGAAUUAUUGAACCAUAUGUUAGUCCCGAAGUGACGUUAAACGUCAUUUCUCCCUCCCUCCCACAGCUACCCUAUCCGCCCCUAAACACUCCCACAUGACUGAAGGACCUGUAGGUCCUGUCACAGACGGUCUUGCCUACUUAGUUUUUUAUUUAAACAUACAUUAUGCAAGAGCCAAAUCUGCCUAUUGCAGGUCUUUCUUUAUUAGGCCUUAAAUAUUUAUAUAAACUGUCAUCUCUUUAUCUUAUCUUUCAUAAUCAAUGUCACUUUAAUGAUUGUUAAUCACGAUUUGUUAAAAUUGCAUUACUCAUGUAUUUACACAGAGAAAAUAAACCGUUAUCUUUU